AUGGAACUGCAGCGCACAGCGGCCCGCGGCGCCGAGCACAGCAACGCAGCCUUCCAGGCCUUCCUUAGUGAUGGCUUCAGCAAUACAGGGUAUCAGAAUGAAGACACCUUUCUUGAAAACCAGAACACAUCAGGAAACAACUCGACAAGGAGUAGAGGCGUGCAAAGCAGGGAGCACGUAAACACCGAGCAGGACGAAGAACAGGUCACUAUAGAGCAGGAUUCUCCAAGAAACAAAGAAGACAUGGAAGAUGACCAAGAGAUGCAUCAAAAAGGGUAUUUGGAAAGGAAGUAUGAUACAGUCUGUGAUUUUUGUAGGAAACACAAAACCACUCUUCGGUAUAUCAUCUGGGGCAUUUUAUUAGCAGGUUACCUGGCCUUGGUGAUCGCAGCCUGUGCACUGAACUUCCACAGAGCCCUUCCUCUCUUUGUGAUCACUGUGACGGCCAUCUUCUUUGCUGCCUGGGACCACCUGAUGGCCAGAUAUGAGCAUCAAAUUGAUGAGUUCCUGUCUCCCAGCAGAAGGCUUCUGAACGGCCACUGGUUCUGGCUGAAGUGGGUGAUCUGGAUCUCACUGAUCCUGGUGGUUAUUUUCUGGCUGACCUUUGACACCGCCAAAUUGGGCCAACAGCAGCUGGUGUCCUUUGGUGGGCUUGUAAUGUACGUUAUCCUGAUAUUUCUAUUUUCCAAACACCCAACCAAAGUUUACUGGAGACCUAUAUUUUGGGGAAUUGGGUUACAGUUUCUUCUUGGGUUCUUAAUUCUAAGGACCAGCCCUGGAUUUAUAGCUUUCAACUGGCUGGGUAGACAAGUUCAGACUUUUCUGGAGUACACCGACGCUGGUUCUUCAUUUGUCUUUGGUGAGAAAUACACAGAUCACUUCUUUGCGUUUAAGGUCCUGCCAAUCGUGGUUUUCUUCAGCACUGUGAUGUCCAUGGUCUACCACCUGGGACUGAUGCAGUGGAUCAUUAGAAAGGUGGGAUGGAUAAUGCUAGUUACUAUGGGAUCAUCUCCUAUUGAAUCUGUAGUUGCUGCUGGCAAUAUAUUUAUUGGACAAACCGAGUCUCCACUGCUGGUCCGACCAUAUUUACCGUACGUCACCAAGUCCGAACUCCACGCCAUCAUGACAGCUGGCUUCUCUACGAUUGCUGGAAGUGUCUUAGGCGCGUACAUUUCUUUUGGGGUUUCGUCCUCCCACUUGUUAACAGCUUCAGUUAUGUCAGCGCCCGCAUCAUUGGCUAUUGCUAAACUCUUCUGGCCUGAGACAGAAAAACCUCAAAUAACCCUCAAGAAUGCCAUGAAAAUGGAAAGUGGUGACUCAAGGAAUCUGCUAGAAGCUGCAGCACAGGGAGCCUCCUCGUCCAUCUCCCUGACAGCAAACAUCGUUGUGAAUCUGAUCGCCUUCCUGGCCCUGCUGUCUUUUGUGAAUUCAGCCCUGUCUUGGUUUGGAAGCAUGCUUGACUGCCCACAGCUGAGCUUUGAGCUAAUGUGCUCCUACAUCUUCAUGCCCUUUUCCUUCAUGAUGGGAGUGGACUGGCAAGACAGCUUUAUGGUUGCCAAACUCAUAGGCUAUAAGACAUUCUUUAAUGAAUUUGUGGCUUAUGAGCAACUCUCAAAAAUGAUCCAUUUGAGGAAAAAGGCUGGACCCAAAUUUGUGAAUGGUGUGCAGCAAUAUAUAUCGAUUCGUUCUGAGACAAUCGCCACUUACGCCCUCUGUGGUUUUGCCAAUUUCGGUUCCCUAGGAAUAGUGAUCGGCGGACUCACAUCCAUGGCUCCUUCCAGAAAGCGUGACAUCGCCUCAGGGGCAGUGAGAGCUCUGAUCGCAGGGACCGUCGCCAGCUUCAUGACCGCCUGUGUUGCAGGCAUACUCUCCAGCACUCCCGUGGACAUUAACUGCCAUCACGUUUUAGAGAAAGCCUUCAACUCCAGCUCACCUAGAAACACAACCAACGUGGUAUCCUGUUGCCAAAGUCUAUUGAACAGCACUGUUGCCAAGGGUCCCGGUGAGGUCAUCCUGGGAGGAAACCACAGCCUGUAUUCCUUGAAGGACUGCUGCAUACUGUUGACCCCAUCAACACUCAACUGCAGUUGGAUCUCCUAA
Messenger RNA from Cynocephalus volans (Philippine flying lemur), 2100 nucleotides. It is a transcript of the gene SLC28A3, whose product is annotated as solute carrier family 28 member 3. The coding region runs from base 1 to 2100 and encodes 699 amino acids. The transcript is spliced from 19 exons. Gene Ontology annotation, cellular component: plasma membrane. Gene Ontology annotation, molecular function: purine-specific nucleoside:sodium symporter activity; pyrimidine- and adenosine-specific:sodium symporter activity. Gene Ontology annotation, biological process: pyrimidine nucleoside transport; purine nucleoside transmembrane transport. The record is from RefSeq and is a predicted model, not a curated record. Lineage: Eukaryota; Metazoa; Chordata; Mammalia; Dermoptera; Cynocephalidae.